AUGUACUCGUGGGCUGACUGCUUAGUCUACAUCAUGUACCGCAGUUUUACUCCAGAAAGUAGGCAUGGAACGCCCGGAUCGCGGACGCCUACGAUUCGAUUCAGCGAAGACGACUAUGGCGCAUCACUUGUGUCGGACGAGCUCGCAGCAAAACUAACCGAGCUGGUUGUGGACGAACAGGUCAAGCGCGACUCCUUCUCCAUGAGCGUGCAGCUAUUAGCAAGCGAGCGGAACAAGGUCUCAAUUAAAGACCGUGAGGACGCAUUGGUGGUUAUUUACACGGUUAUUUCGCACAAGUACGAACCAGAAAGAGUGAACAGCACUCUGGUUAGCGCUCUUAUGAAAGCGGCCCUGGGGCAACGCUCUGACCUCGAAGCGUUACUGGCCUUGCAGUCAAUUUGCGUCGCCUACACGUUUGCAGACGAGGACCACCCGAACUACGAGGACAUCAAUGAGCAGAUCAACUCGUUCUUGCCCAAGCUGCUCGGUCAGAUUCGUGAAAAAGAGACCACCGUCACCGUUCGUUCGUUUAUGACCACUGCUUUGGCCACUUUGACCUUCUUCACUCUGAGUGGCGGCGGCGGAUUCAAUGUCGAGCCUGCGGCAAACAACCUUAUGGAAAUCGCUGAAACGACUACCAGCAAAGAUGCUGCAGUCACCGCGGCUGCUUUGUUGGGUCUGGCUCUUGUCACAACCUUGGCUCGGGAUGCCAACAGUUUGAUCGAGGACCUGGCCCCCAGCUUGACCGCGUUCCUUGGAACUUCUAGCAACGAAGUUAAGCUAGCUGCAGGUAAAGUCCUGGGUGUGUUUUUUGAAAAAUAUACCGGCACUGAUCUGGAAAGUGAGCCGCUGGUCGAGGCCCUGGAAAGCGUGCUCUCUGAGUCUUCGAAACGCACGGCCAAAAAGGACAAGCGACAAACCAAGUCUCUAUUCAGAGAUGUCUUACGAACCCAGCGCAAAGAUCCUGCUACUACAUUGACAUAUUUCGCUCUUUCCCGACAGAAAUCGCUCCCCAUUCGAACCUGGGCCAUGCUAGCCCUUCUGCAACAUCUGACGUGGGUAUUUGCAGGAGGCAUUCAGAGCCAGAUCGCAAACAAUGCCUCUGUGCACGAGCUGCUGCGAGAAGAGACCGGCGAGGACGCGAGUCUGUUCGAGGAUCAGUACGAAACCCCGGCCGAGCGGGACUGGGGCCCUGAUCACCAGCGUGCCAUUGACCGCCGGACCGCCAGAUUGGAAAAAAUAAAGGCUCUGGGGCUGAUGGACCCCCACGUGUCGACUUAA
Messenger RNA from Wickerhamiella sorbophila, 1281 nucleotides. Its product is annotated as Interferon-related developmental regulator 1. Lineage: Eukaryota; Fungi; Ascomycota; Dipodascomycetes; Dipodascales; Trichomonascaceae. The record is from RefSeq and is a predicted model, not a curated record. The coding region runs from base 1 to 1281 and encodes 426 amino acids. The transcript has a single exon.